This is a messenger RNA of Baudoinia panamericana UAMH 10762, 1883 nucleotides long. RefSeq lists its product as uncharacterized. The transcript has a single exon. Gene Ontology annotation, cellular component: chaperonin-containing T-complex. NCBI's taxonomy places the organism in Eukaryota, Fungi, Ascomycota, Dothideomycetes, Mycosphaerellales, Teratosphaeriaceae. The record is from RefSeq and is a predicted model, not a curated record. Gene Ontology annotation, biological process: protein folding. Gene Ontology annotation, molecular function: ATP binding; ATP-dependent protein folding chaperone; ATP hydrolysis activity. The coding region runs from base 75 to 1709 and encodes 544 amino acids.
UUCAAAGCUUCUGUGAGCGAGUGCAGUGUUUGGAGAAUAACCGGCCAAAGUCCUCUUGUCCUCAGCACACCAUCAUGGCUUCUGCUGCCCAGUUGUUAAAUAGUAAGGCUGAGUCGCGAAGGCGAGGCGAAGCCCUACGCGUCAACAUCUCUGCCGGCGAAGGUCUGCAAGAUGUCCUGGCGAGCAACUUGGGACCGACGGGCACACUCAAGAUGCUCGUCGACGGUGCCGGCGCGAUCAAGCUGACCAAGGAUGGCUCGGUGCUGCUCAAGGAGAUGCAAAUUCAAAACCCAACGGCAGUCAUGAUUGCCCGAGCAGCAACAGCACAGGACGAAAUCUGCGGCGAUGGGACUACCUCUGUAGUGCUGAUGGUAGGAGAAUUGCUGAAGCAGGCCGACCGGUAUAUCAGCGAAGGACUGCAUCCACGAGUCAUCACCGACGGUUACGAGCUGGCGAAGACAGAGGCGCUGCGCUUUCUCGACACUUUUAAGAUCGAGCGAGAACCAGACCGCGAGCUCUUACUCUCCGUCGCCCGAACCAGUCUCUCCACCAAGAUCAAUCCUACCCUAGGCGAACAACUCACCCCAGCCAUCGUCGAUUCGGUCUUGGCCAUCUACCAAAAGCCAGCGAAACCUGACCUCCACAUGGUGGAGAUCAUGACCAUGCAACACCGAACAGCGGCCGACACUCAGCUAAUCCGCGGUCUUGCGCUCGACCACGGCGCACGGCAUCCGGACAUGCCGAAGGAAGUCCGAAACGCCUACAUCCUUACCCUCAAUGUCAGCUUGGAGUACGAGAAGAGUGAGAUCAAUAGUGGCUUCUACUACAGCUCUGCCGAGCAAAGAGAGAAGCUAGUCGAGAGCGAGCGCAAAUUCGUUGACGAGAAGCUCCGACGAAUAGUGGAGUUGAAGAAGGACGUCUGCGGGACGGACGGCAAGAAGAACUUCGUCAUUGUCAACCAAAAAGGCAUUGACCCACUGUCACUUGACGUGUUAGCAAAGAACGGCAUCUUCGCUCUCCGCCGCGCGAAGAGAAGAAACAUGGAGCGACUCCAACUCAUCUGCGGCGGCAUAUCGCAGAACUCCGUUGACGAUCUCAAACCCGACGUCCUCGGCUGGGCCGGCCACGUGUAUGAACACACCUUAGGAGAAGAGAAAUUCACCUUCAUCGAAGAAGUCAAGGACCCCAAAUCCGUGACAUUACUGAUCAAGGGUCCCAACGCACACACCAUCACGCAAAUCAAAGACGCCGUCCGAGACGGCCUUAGGAGUGUCUACAAUAUGAUCGUAGACGGCAGCGUAGUACCCGGCGGCGGCGCCUUCCAAGUCGCCGUCGCCUCGCGACUAAACAGCGACGACUUCCAGAAAUCCGUCAAGGGGAAAGCAAAAUGGGGUGUUUCUGCUUUCGCGGAAGCUCUGCUCAUCAUCCCAAAGACUUUGGCGGCGAACUCGGGGCAUGACAUACAGGACUGCCUCGCUGCGCUCCAGGACGAGCAUGCGGAGGGUCAUACGGCUGGCCUGGAUCUUACGCUUGGAGAGCCAAUGGAUCCCGUGCAGAUGGGUGUUUAUGAUAGUUUCAGGGUGCUUAGAAAUAGUAUUGCGAGUGCGACGGGGAUUGCGUCGAAUUUAUUGUUGUGCGAUGAGAUGCUUAAGGCAAGGCAGAUGGGCAAAUCGGGGCCGCCCGGAGGUGGGGAGGAAGGUGGCGAGUAAUGAUCAGCAUCAUAUGCAUCGUGUCUCGCCCAGGGCGUUCAACAUCCUCUUUUGUAGCAUUGUGCAUAGCGAUAGGGGUCCGGAAGACCAUUGAUGUAGCACAUAGAUCUGCGCUCCAAAGAGGGUAUGAGUUGCCGCUUCCUAUUGGGUCCGUGACUGCCCGAGACAGCCUAG